This is a messenger RNA of Pseudocercospora fijiensis CIRAD86, 267 nucleotides long. RefSeq lists its product as uncharacterized. NCBI's taxonomy places the organism in Eukaryota, Fungi, Ascomycota, Dothideomycetes, Mycosphaerellales, Mycosphaerellaceae. The transcript has 10 exons. The record is from RefSeq and is a predicted model, not a curated record. Bases 1 to 267 code for a protein of 88 amino acids.
AUGCCCUUUAUUGUUAGUAGCCACGACACCCCCUGCUUCUUGCAGGUAGGUUCAGUCGGUCAGUUGCUGGCUCUAAACCAGGUCGAGGGUCAUUCUCUAAUUCUUUUGCAGUACUGCUUGUCGUUUGCGAAUGCCGCCAGUCGCGACAGUCGCAGUGGUCGAGUCGGAAACGGCUAUCUUGGCUGUUCAAUUGUCGGUCUUGGUCGGGAGGGUGUUCAGCGAGGGGCUCAUAACCACUUGAAGUGUGUUCGAUGGCACAUGCCUUAG